Molecule: messenger RNA, 912 nt
Organism: Rotaria sp. Silwood1
Lineage: Eukaryota; Metazoa; Rotifera; Eurotatoria; Philodinida; Philodinidae
Source: the annotation of a GenBank genome assembly
AUGACUGUAAAUUUAACUUCGGAAUCUGCUAAUUGGAUUUUACCAUCUCUUCCAACCACGUUGCCAUCAACAACACCGAAUUAUGAAGAAUCUUUACCAAUUCGUGUUAAUAGAGAAGGUGUUGCAAAUUAUAUUAAAAAUCGUGGUACUUUAAAUUUCGGUCAAUGGGCGGCUCAAGAUAGAAGAAUGUCAACAUCAGCAGGUACAAAACCAACAGAUGAUCAGUUCAAUAGUUUUCCAGUACCACCACCCAAAAUAAUUGGACCUGAUGCAACACGAAAUUAUAUACGAAGUCGUAGCUCAACACCAAAUCUUAUUUAUGGUAAUCUUGAACCGCCUAAUCCUCACCAUCAUUUUCGUGUUAAAAAAGAAGGUCGUGCUAAUUAUGAAAGAAAUCACAAUUCACACAUGAAAGCAUUAUUAGAAAGCUAUGGAAAAUUACCUUUACCUACACAACCAAUACCUCAUACACAGGGCGAAAUGGCUACUAACCUCUUUUAUACACAUCAAAAAGGUCAAAUGCGUAAAAUUUUAAAUAAUUAUGGUCAUGUUACGCCGUCAGCAAAACCCGUAUCACAUGUAAAAGGUGAUGCAGCUGAAGUUAAUUUACAAAAAGGUUAUGGUCAUUCACAUCUACUUGAGCAUAGUAUUGAUAAUCGUCCACCAUCAGUUGAACCACACGUAAAAGGUAUUCAAGCUCAUUUAAAUUAUGACAUGGGACAUGGUCGUUUUGUUGAUAAACUUUUUCAUGAGUAUGGCAAGUUACCACAAUCUGCUCGAGCUCCACCAAAAGUUAAAUUUGAUGGUGUUCAAAAUUUUGUUAAAGGUCAAGGUGAUGCAAUGCGUAAAACAAUAUCACAAUGUCCACCAUCAAAUCGUUAUCUCGAACGACCACAAUCAGUACUAUCAUGA